Messenger RNA from Trichoplax adhaerens, 399 nucleotides. RefSeq lists its product as uncharacterized. Gene Ontology annotation, molecular function: polyubiquitin modification-dependent protein binding; misfolded protein binding. Gene Ontology annotation, cellular component: BAT3 complex. NCBI's taxonomy places the organism in Eukaryota, Metazoa, Placozoa, Uniplacotomia, Trichoplacea, Trichoplacidae. Bases 1 to 399 code for a protein of 132 amino acids. The transcript is spliced from 6 exons. The record is from RefSeq and is a predicted model, not a curated record.
AUGAAAAUAACCAUUAAAACAUUGGAUCAAAAGACCAGAGAAGUCGAUGUAACACCAGAGGAUACGGUGUCCGAUUUGAAGUUACUCCUUGAGAAAUCAACGAACAUUCCGGCAGAAAGGCAACGCUUAAUAUAUAAUGCCAGAGCUAUAGACGAUGACCGAUCGUUACGUGAGUUUGACGGGUGUACGCUACAUUUGGUAGAAAAGCCAAAAAAACGAACAUCGGAUAGCAAUACAGCUAAAGAAGGAAGCAAGGCGGCAACAACUAGUCAAAUUUCUACUGUUCUUGAUCUUGAAAAACGUGCUGAAUCUGUACAGGAGCAUUACAACGCAGCUUUUAAACUAUUAGAUAGCCAGUUCCCUAUCCCAGUGGUUAGGCUCGAUUUACUGCAAUCUUAA